Messenger RNA from Pteropus alecto (black flying fox), 5586 nucleotides. It is a transcript of the gene ASB3, whose product is annotated as ankyrin repeat and SOCS box containing 3. The record is from RefSeq and is a predicted model, not a curated record. The transcript is spliced from 10 exons. Gene Ontology annotation, cellular component: cytoplasm. Lineage: Eukaryota; Metazoa; Chordata; Mammalia; Chiroptera; Pteropodidae. Gene Ontology annotation, molecular function: protein binding. Bases 42 to 1664 code for a protein of 540 amino acids. Gene Ontology annotation, biological process: intracellular signal transduction.
CCGGGAGAGUGCGAGAAAAGAGGCUUGUAGUCCUGGCUUGCAUGUGGUCUAGAAACCGAGAAGGGAUAUAUGGACUGGUCAAAAGAAUGGAUUUUACGGAGGCUUACAAUGAUACAUGCUCCAUGGUUGGACUUGCUGCCAGGGAAGGCAAUGUUAAAAUCUUAAGAAAACUGCUCAAAAAGGGAUGUAGCAUCGAUGUUGCGGAUAACAGGGGAUGGAUGCCAAUUCAUGAAGCAGCUUAUCACAACUCUAUAGAAUGUUUGCGGAUGUUAAUUCGUACAGAUUCAUCUGAAAACUACAUUAAGACAAAGACUUUUGAGGGCUUCUGUGCGUUACAUCUUGCUGCAAGUCAAGGACAUUGGAAGGUCGUACAGAUUCUUUUAGAAGCUGGAGCAGAUCCUAAUGCAACUACUUUAGAGGAAACCACGCCACUCUUUUUAGCUGUUGAAAAUGGACAGAUAGAUGUGUUAAGGCUGUUGCUUCGACAUGGAGCAAACGUUAAUGGAUCCCAUUCUAUGUGUGAAUGGAAUGCUUUGCACCAGGCUACUUUUCAGGAAAAUGCUGAGAUCAUAAAAUUGCUUCUUAAAAAAGGAGCAAACAAGGAAUGCCAGGAUGACUUUGGAAUCACACCUUUAUUUGUGGCAGCUCAGUAUGGCAAGCUAGAAAGCUUGAGCAUUCUUAUUUCAUCGGGUGCAAAUGUCAAUUGUCAAGCCUUGGACAAAGCUACUCCCUUGUUCAUUGCUGCUCAAGAGGGCCACACAGAAUGUGUGGAGCUUUUGCUGUCCAAUGGGGCAGAUCCUGACCUUUACUGUAAUGAGGACAAUUGGCAGUUACCUAUUCAUGCAGCUGCACAAAUGGGACAUACAAAAGUCUUGGACUUGCUGAUACCACUUACUAACCGGAUCUGUGACACUGGGCCAGACAAAGUGAGCCCUGUUUACUCAGCAGUGUUUGGAGGGCAAGAAGAGUGCCUGGAAAUGUUACUCCAGCAUGGCUACAGCCCAGAGGCCCAGACGUGCCUUGUCUUUGGAUUUAGUUCUCCCAUGUGUAUGGCUUUCCAGAAAGACUGUGAAUUCUUAGGAAUUGUGAAUAUUCUUUUGAAAUAUGGAGCCCAGUUAAAUGAACUUCAUUUGGCAUACUGCCUGAAGUAUGAAAAAUUUUCAGUAUUUCGCUACUUUUUGAAGAAAGGUUGUCCGUUGACACCGUGGAAACAUAUAUCCGAAUUUAUAAAUCAUGCAAUUAAAGCACAGACAAAAUAUAAGGAAUGGUUGCCAUCUCUUCUGCUUGCUGGAUUUGAUCCACUGAAUCUACUAUGCAGUUCUUGGAUUGACUCAGUCAACGAUGAUACCCUUAUCUUCACUUUGGAGUUUACUAAUUGGAGGAGACUUCCUCCAGCUGUUGAAAAGAUGCUGUCUGCUCGUGCCUCAAACUCCUCUUGGGCUCUACAGCAACAUAUUGCCGCUGUUCCAUGCCUGGCUCACCUUUGUCGUUUGGAAAUUCGGUCCAGUCUAAAACCACAACACCUACGAUCUGACAGUUUUAUCUGUCAGUUGCCACUUCCCCGAAGCCUACAUAAUUACUUGCUCUAUGCAGAGGUUCUGAGGAUGAAUGAAGUUCCAGAACUGGCAGUUAUUCAAGAUGGAGAAAUCAGCGAAGCUACUUAACUGAGCUCAUGUCUUACUCUGAAAACCACCAAGACAAAGAGCCAUGGAAUUCAAAGUCUUCAUGAUUUUAUGGUCACAACAGAUGAUUUUUGUUUGAAUGGUUGGUUAGAUUUGGAGGUGGGAGCAGUAGUUUAAUGCAAAUGUUUACAACUGGGCUUCCUGGUAAAAAAAUAUUGUAAACCUCACUCACAUUACUCUAUUGCAAUUUCAUCACCAGUACAUUUUAUGUUGUAAUAUUUACUUACCUAACCAUUUUCUGCUUUAUUCUGUUAAUGAACUGUGAUGCUGUUUGUAAGGCUAAAUGUGGCAUAUUUCCACUUGUGAUUCUGUAUUUACAUAGGACCAGAUGCUUAGAAUGGAAUGUGUAAAACUUCACUGGAAGUGCACACAAUGGGUUUGAAUCUGUUAUUUUAUUUGAGAUUGAAUAUCUCAUAUUUAUAAAAGAAUUAUAGCUCAUUCUCAUCUCUUAAUUCAGUCACUUUUAUGAAGAAUUGUUAUUUAUUGUUUUUUUCACAGGUAAACUCAGGGGAGAAUUAAAAAAAGAAGAAUAUAGAAAAUGCAUCAUUUUGCUGUUUUCUUUUUUCUUUCCAGUUCCUUGAUAAUCUCUGGCUAAAAAAGACUCCUUUUCUGCAAAGGCAAGAACAGACUUCACUUCAAAGAUAUGCUUAGUUGAGAAAAAAAUUAGGUUGAUAUUGAGAUAAAUGAACAUUUUGCCACAUUUAGAAUACUAAUCAGGAGACUGGGAGGGACAUUUCUGUGGUACCAUCUUUAAAGAAAGAAAGGUAUGUAUUCCUGAGUCACUCAGUAUCAAAUAAAAACAUUCAGGCUUCAUUCAGCCUCCAAACCAGGGCAGCUUUGAUCCUAUGAAAUAGUGAUUGCCAGUUCUAUUAAUAUUGUAGUGUUUUUCCUUUUUAUUAUCUAGAUAGGUUAUCAAAUGGUCCAUGAAAUGUAGACCUCAGAGUCCUAGGUUAAUGAGACACUGCCUCAUUGAUUUUAUAAUUGCUCAGUAUGAAUCUAGAGUCACAGAGGACUAAAUACUGGAUCAAGUGAGCUGUGAUAAGAGGCUGUGGGGACCAACCUUGAGAGAAAGGUUAUGAAAGCAUUACCGACAUAAUAGACAACUAGUGAUGGGGUCCAAAGGAGGGCAGGUCUUCUGUCCGGUUGGGGUCCUGUGGCUUAAAAUAGAUGGGGCGGGUCAGCUGGCUCCAUCUCUGAUAGGCUUUUGCUGUUUGAUAAAAGCAGUGAUGAAGGCAGACCAAAUGAUGGAGACGUUAUUAAGGUCCAGACUGAACUCAGACAGAAUAGAGCUAUAAUUGCUGCCUGUUGGGUGGAGAUAAUGUUUGAACGUAGGUAUACAGGCAGAAGGGUAGAUAGGGAAGCCAGAUGGAAAUGCUGAUACUCAAUGUAAUAAAAAAUUUCAAUAAUGUAUGUAUUAUGUAGUAUUUUUUAAAUGUCCUAAUUUUAUUUUUCCAAAUCUUAAGUCUUUAAUUUUUAACAUAACCAGUUUUUCAUUAGGGCCAAAUAUACAUAGAAUGUUUACAUUUGAGGGUGAAUAUUUUCAUAUGCUUUUGUUCAUGUUCAAAUAUGUAAUUCAAGUAUCUAUAACUUAUUGAGCUCUUGUUUAAAAAAUCUAAAAAUUAAUAUUUCAGAGACAUUUAAAAGUCUUUGGUAUUUAAACAGAUAAUCACUUACUCUGUAUAAUGUAUCUUUCUUUUAGACUAUUUUAUAAUAAAAUGUUUAGGAAUUUUAGGACCCAUUGCAAGGACUAAGUGAGAAAUCUAAAAGUACCUAAAAGUAGUUGAGUUAUAGUUAAUAGCUUCUGAUCAAAAUGAUAAUUCUAGUUAGUGUGGACCUUAAGCCCUGCACUACAGGUGCUUUAACACUCUGUUUAAAGUCGCAGUGAGCCUAAUGAAGAACCCCAUAUAAUAGUUCUCUAAUGGUGGUACAUAUUACCAGAGCAGGACACAAAUCAGCUAUAAUAACAAUUGCCAAGAGUUCACUCUUCUUUGGCUCAGUGUAUCCUUUAAGUAUAUUUCCCACUGAUUUUUCCUGUUACAGGAUUUUUUUUCUGUGGUGAUUCAAUGUAAAGGCAGUAACCUGAACACUGUUUCUUUAAAUUUCCAUCUCUCUUUUGCCAAAGUAGCAAGUGUCUUGCUUGAUGUACAGCUUCCCGGUGGCCAUACUUCCUAGAGAUCACUUACACUCCUUCUGGUCUCAUGAUCACCUGUGACAAUGAUAAUCCUUGAUAGGCAGCUUAAGUGUUAUAUGUCACAUGACCAGUCGAUAUCUCUAACUUUAUUUUAUGUUUAGUAUUAUUUUUUAAUCUCUAACUUUAAAACUGUUCUUCCUACCUAAGUCCAUUUGUAAACCUAAAAAUUGUGAUGUUUUAGUAUUAUGUCAGGUAUAGUUGAAGACAUAUGAAUAUUUUUUGAUUGAUUACUCCCUAAAGUUCUCUAACUUUGUUGGUCCUCAAAAAGUUAUAAGUAGUAACUAAUAAGAAUAUAAAUAACUACAUAUCUUCUCUGGAACAGUGGACUUGAUGGUUCCAUCAGCAUGGGAUAUAGAAAGAAAUUGAGAAAUUUCAUCUAAAAGUUCACCUUUCACUUUUAUACUCUUCUGUAGUCUCAGAGGUAUAUUCCCCUAAUUGUAUUUCUUAGUUAUAGAAAUAUUUGUUUGAAGAGGAACUAACUCUUGGUAUAAUUAUUGUCAGCAGGUGCUUAGUCUAUUUUGGAAAGAUUUUAAAUGGUGAAAAUGAUUGAAGGGCUAGUGAAGUUGCUAGUAAUGUGGCCUUUUUCAGUUUUAUGAUCCUGUGUUUUAGAUCUAACAGUUUGGGGAAAUAACCAGUAAAACUAUGCUCUGCCUUUUUCUCAUUUCAUGAAUUCAUUCUCUUUGUAAAGCAAAUGGCCACUCCGCCCACUGGCUUCAUCCAAAUACUCAAUUUAAAGAGAAUCUCUAAGCCAAAGAGAUCUCUGAAGCUUUUCCUGUGAGCUGGGAACAUAAUAGCACCUUGGGUACUAUUAAUGCUCUUGAAUUUCCUAUACAAGGAAGCUUUUGCUUCCUCCCCUCUCUUAUCUGAAGCAGCCAGUCACACAUAACUGAGCUAUUAAGACUAAUAUGUAGAUGAGAGCCCAAACCAAGAGAUUCCAUUACUCAUGGCUCCAUAUGACUUGGAGUAGUUACCUGAAGGAUAACUGAGAGUGAGUGUACCUGCAUUAGGAAAGGAGUGCUAUAUUCUAUUUAGAGCUAAUGUUGGCUGAGUUUACACCUGCACAUUAUCUGUGUAAAAAAGCAGUGUUUAUGACUUCAGGUAAAUAUGGCCUAUGUUUGAGGGCUUAGAGACUAUCAAUGGCAACUUGAUUGUUUUUUUUUCUCUGUCCUUUUUUCAUUUUUUAUCAAAACAUUUAAGGAAAAUUUAAUAUUCCUUUGUGCGACUGUUGAGAUUUCUUGUUUUACUUUCUUUCAUUUUUCUCUUUGAGAUAAAUUUGUCUGUUUAUCCUCCUCUACAUUUAUUAUUAUUGUUAUUGUUAUUAAAUGAUAAGUGGUUAUUAAAGCAUAAUACCUUGCAGUAAAUAAACUGCGUUUUUGUUGGAGUCAAUGAAAAUCUGUGGUUUUAAUGAGACAGGGAACUGAUUAUGCUUAGUAUUUUUGUCACAUAUCGUUAGAAAAAUAUAUAGCCUUAUUUGCAACAACAUGUCAGUAAUUUAUACUGAGAGGAGGCCAGUACGAAUUAUACUUUUUAGGAAAACUUGUACUUUGAAACAUACUUUGGGCACAGAUUUUAAGUACAUAUCUUCAUUUACUUUAGUGAAUAAAACAUUUACAUUUUAAAUAAAGGACAUUUAUUAACCUGCCCGAUGCUAAUAAAAAUCUUUAAAAAAUGUUUUUCAUACCAUUGUUGCAGUAAAGAUUAGUAUCUGCAUGA